GGGCGGGAGGGCGCAGGCGCAGUCAGGCUCCGGCCGCUACCGGAGCGUCAACAAGGCGCUGAGGGGAGAAAAGAGAGGGAUGAGGAGGAGGAGGCGGCGGCGGCCGGAGUCGAGCGGAACCCGGAGCUACCAAGGCUGAGCCUUCGUCUUGCCCCCCUCCCCUCCCCUCCCGUUCCGCCGGUCGGUCGUUCGGCCUCCCUCGCCCUCCUCGUCGUCCUCCUCCUCUUCCUCGCUGCCGCCCUCGGAGGGAGCGCCAUGAACCUGGCCAGCCAGAGCGGGGAGGCCGGCGCUGGCCAACUGCUCUUCGCCAACUUCGAGAGAGAGAGAGAGAGAGAGGAUGGGUCCUUAGCUGUUGGCAGUAGGUCUGGUUACAAAUUCUUCUCCCUUUCAUCGGUGGAUAAGCUGGAGCAGAUCUACGAAUGCACUGACACAGAAGACGUCUGCAUUGUGGAGAGGCUCUUUUCCAGUAGCUUGGUAGCCAUUGUGAGCCUUAAAGCCCCCCGCAAGCUGAAAGUGUGUCAUUUCAAGAAGGGGACGGAGAUCUGCAACUACAGCUAUUCCAAUACAAUCUUAGCUGUUAAACUCAACCGGCAGAGAUUGAUAGUAUGCUUAGAAGAGUCUCUUUACAUACACAACAUACGGGACAUGAAGGUGCUGCAUACAAUCAGGGAGACACCACCGAACCCUGCAGGUUUGUGUUCAUUAUCCAUAAACAAUGACAACUGCUACUUAGCCUAUCCAGGGAGCGCGACCAUUGGGGAAGUGCAGGUCUUUGACACCAUCAAUCUGAGAGCUGCCAACAUGAUCCCUGCUCACGACAGCCCCCUGGCCGCGCUGGCAUUCGACGCCAGCGGCACAAAACUGGCCACAGCCUCCGAAAAGGGGACCGUGAUCCGGGUGUUUUCCAUUCCAGAGGGGCAGAAACUAUUUGAAUUCCGGAGGGGAGUAAAGAGGUGUGUAAGCAUUUCCUCCUUGGCCUUCAGCAUGGAUGGCAUGUUUCUGUCUGCGUCCAGCAACACGGAGACGGUGCACAUUUUCAAACUAGAGACUGUGAAAGAGAAACCUCAGGAGGAGCCCACAACUUGGACGGGUUAUUUCGGGAAGGUCCUGAUGGUCUCCACCAACUACCUGCCCUCCCAGGUCACGGAAAUGUUCAACCAAGGCCGAGCCUUCGCAACCGUCCGCCUCCCCUUCUGCGGGCACAAGAACAUCUGCGCCUUGGCUACGAUUCAGAAGAUUCCCCGGCUGCUAGUUGGAGCAGCCGAUGGAUAUCUCUAUAUGUACAACUUGGAUCCCCAGGAAGGAGGUGAAUGCACACUGAUGAAACAGCACAAACUGGAUGGCAGUAUGGAGCCCGCCAAUGAAAUCCUAGAAUCUGCCUCCCACGACAGGCCGUUGGUAGCACAGACCUACAGCACUGCCCCGACUAAAGGUACUUACGUGCCUUCUUCACCUACAAGACAUGCCUACACAGAAGAGCUGGGCGCAGUUGGUGGAGCUUGUCUGGAAGACGACACCAGCACCUCGCGCUUAGACGAAGACAGUGAGCACCCCCCCAUGAUCCUUCGGACUGACUGAGCUCAGACCCAUGGACUCCCCUCCUGACGCCCAGAGUCCUGGGCCUGGCUUUUCUGAGGAUCCCUGUGUCUAUGCUGCUACAGACGUUGACCUGAGCGAGGGCCUCCGACUCUCAAUACGUUUUCAAACAAAACAUCCUGAACCCACCAAACCCAUUGCGACCGUAGGGCCAAUUCCAGUGCCGUUCAAGAUGGAGUGGGGCAGGGAGAGAGACAUGGUUUUGCUUCAGUGGCUUUUAAAUCCUGCUCUCUCCUUUAGCUGUGAGGAUAUAUAUAUAUGUACAUACAUACACAUACAUACACAUAUAUAUAUUGUCGUUACUGUUGCCAAAAUGCUCUGUUUGUGCAACCUCCAGCACCUUCUGGCUUUGCAUGCUUUCUUGUGCCAAGCAAACGGAUCCGUUUUAUAACAAGAAUUUGCAACGAGGGAGGGGGCGUUCCCCUUAAAACGACAAAUGCAUACACACAGGACUUGGCAUCGGUGAGGGAAGAACCACAAAAUUGUGUUCUGUGGAUGCUUUCCCUUGUUCUCUUUGAACAACAAAAAAAAAAUUGAAGUGGUUUCUUACGCAUGGGCUUGCGCCUGGUGACUUGACUUUGGGUUCUGUCUCCUGCCACCCCCUCCUCACAGCCUAUUUUUCUCAUCUACCCUGAAAUCUACCCCAUUUUCAUCUCUCUCUCUCUGUCUCUUCUUGUUUUGUCCUUUCCCCUGGACCAUUUUGUUAAUUAAAACUUUUUCUGAAUGCUGCCUCAUUGCUAUUGUGUUCUCUUAAAGAGGGGUGGGAUGCCUCUUAAGAUUUCACUGCAGCUUUUCCCUGGGUGGCAAAAGAGUGACGGAGGCCAAUCCUCACUUUGGUACCGUUGGAGAGCUAAAAAAAAAAAGUCUCAUUUUUCCCGUCUUGCCAGCACGCUUAGGCAGCAGCAACCUCUGGAUGUGAUGAUCAAGCCAGGAAUCCUGGCUCAAGCUACAACGUCAACGAGCAACAUGGUGUUGUUGGAAGGCUUCUUUCUUCCCCUUAAUUCCUUCCUUAAGCUGAAUUCUAACCCUUGCCAGUUUGGGUGCCUUCGAGCAUAAGCUCAGGUUUAGUCAUAAUGUGAAACUGUCCUUCCUUAGCUUGUUGACCUGCUCACUUGAAGGGAGAUUCUGGGGGAACAUGUUUACCAGCAUCAUGGCUUAUUAAGCCAAGAAUCUCGGCUUCUGAAGAGGGCCAACGUGUUUCUACUUAGAAAGUUUUAAAAACUGUAAUAGCAUGUUCCUCCUUCAUCAUUUUUACUAUAUUGCUACCUUCUGCUGAUCUUGUUCUAAUCCUUCCAAAGCUCCCGUCUGUCUUCCUAAUGACUAGAUGGAUCUCUCUUUUUUGGAACCAAUCAGCAAGUGCUCUUGGUUUUUGGAGUGUCUCCUUCGCCUGCACCUCCCGUGACCCCAUGCCAUGUUUUUCCCAACUCCUGCUCCACGUGAUCAGCAGGUGUGCCAAGGAGACACCGCAACACCUUCAUGCAGGAAACCUGGGCCGCUAGGCUGAGUUUCGUACAGAGGGUGCAAUAGAAGCCGGCGGCUGUUUCCUAAGGCCGCUCUGUGUUCUUCGCAAGAGAUCUCCCUGCCCAUAAUCAAAGGCCAGUUGCUCUCUCUCUCUCUCUCUCUCUCUCUCUCUCUCUCUCUCUCUCUCUCUCUCAGCAGUCUUUAGUACUGGAUUGAACCGCAGCAUGCUCUUUUCUAGCUUUUGUUGGGGCUUGGAAAAGUCACUUCUUUGGACCACAGUUCCCAGAAUCCCUCAGCCAGCAUGCUUGGUUGUGGGGUUCGGGGGCCCUCCUAGUCCCAAGACGUCCCUUUCCCAGGCUGUGGCUUUCAUUGCCUGGACCCUCCGCCUGCAAGUCCUCUCCUGAUUCCUUCUUGUCCCAGGUCUCCUAAGGUGGCAUCAUCUUCCCAGAAGCUUGAGCAGUGGUUCUGAUGGCACGGGAAAGAUGACCUGAUGCGAGAGCGACCAAUGCUGGGCAAAAAUUGCCACCCUCUUUUUAACAGCUGUAAUGUGCCUUUUGGGUGUUUUUGUUUGUUUGUUUCAUUUUGUUUUUAACCUACAUUUGUUUCAGUGAGAGGAAGAAAAAAAAUUAUGUGUAAACCCUUUGGGUGCGAAACUUCUGUUUUCCAUAGAUUGUUAGCCACUUUUUUAAAAAAAUUAAAUUAUUACUCACUCUC
Molecule: messenger RNA, 3771 nt
Organism: Pogona vitticeps (central bearded dragon)
Lineage: Eukaryota; Metazoa; Chordata; Lepidosauria; Squamata; Agamidae
Source: RefSeq, a predicted model, not a curated record